AUGGCCUUGUCGAUGGACCUUGUAUACACGCCAAUUUCUUUGGUAGUGUCCACCACCUUUUUGACGGUGUUGUUGGUCUUGUCGCUUUGCCAUAACGUAGUUGAAGCUCACUUCAAAAAGAAAGACCCUAGAGACACCAGAAGCUCCAAUGUGAGGAACAGCCCGAAGAAUCACUCGCGCGACUCUUCAGUAGGCUCUGCUACACCUCUUGGAUAUGGUCGCUAUGAAAUGGGCAAUAUAGAGUAUGAUCAUGAUGUUACAAACCCAGACACGCGACCCAACACUGCAUUCGAAAAUAGCGCUUACCAGCCGCGCCCUGUUGGAAUCCGUGAGAAUCCAUUCAGUAGUGUCUUAAAUGCCGAAGACCUUAAGCUUGUGCCCGAUUUGAAGUAUUACUUUGAGGAGUACGGUAUUGCCAUAGAAGAAUUUGAGAUUCAAACUUUAGACGGAUUCUUUAUUGACCUUUGGCAUUUGAAGCCCAAGGGACAUUCAAAUCCCUCAAAAGGUGGGCACCCAAUGUUGAUGCUUCAUGGUCUUUUGCAGAGCUCAGGGUCCUUUGCGUCUGGAGGUCGAAAAUCUCUGGCCUAUUACUUCUAUGAAUCGGGAUACGACAUAUGGUUGGGCAAUAAUCGUUGCGGGUUCAAGCCCAAGUGGAAUGAUUAUAUCGUUAAGAAAAAAGAUAGAUGGAAUUGGGACAUGAGAGACCUUGUUCAAUAUGACUUGAGAGCUCUUGUUUCUACUGUUCUGGAGAAGACUGGGAAAGAGAAACUGACACUUAUAGCGCAUUCUCAGGGCACGACGCAAGGAUUUAUGGGACUGGCAAACGGUGAAACAGUGUAUGACGACGACUUUAAACUACUUGACAAACUGGAGAAUUUUGUGGCUUUAGCCCCGGCUGUAUAUCCUGGGCCCUUGAUUGAAGAGAAAAUGUUCGUCCGCUUCAUGUCCAAAUUCAUUGAUUCACCUUAUGUGUUUGGAAGGUGCUGUUUUCUCCCAUUGAUGAUGCUGAUGAGAUCUCUAAUGGUCGGCUGGAAGUUAUUCUCAUUCUUGUCGUACGUCAUGUUCAAUUACCUGUUUGAUUGGAACGAUAGCCUGUGGGACAAGCCGCUUAGAAAUCGCCAUUUCCUUUUUUCCCCGGUUUGCAUCUCGGUGAAUUUGCUACAGUGGUGGCUAAGCCAAGACAAACGUAAGUCGAGUUUCAAAACGUACUCGAACGGCAUCUUCCCCGAUUCCAAAACAUGGUUUCCUUCAGGCGGCGAACCCGCAAAGAAACAAACUGAAAUGCAUUCCAACCAAGAGAAAAUUACUACAGACGAAUAUCCUCGCAUUUUGAUGUUUAUCCCUAAGCAAGAUCGCCUUGUUGAUGGUGAGCGGCUCAUCAAUCACUUUACUAAUUGCGAACCCCAGUCUCUUUACAAAAUUUGGUACAUCGAUGAGUAUUCACAUCUCGAUGUGCUAUGGUCGCACGACGUUAUCGAGAGAGUCGGGAAGCCGAUACUAAAUACUAUUCGGACCAACAGCUCACACUAG
Lachancea thermotolerans CBS 6340 is the source of this 1530-nucleotide messenger RNA. Its product is annotated as KLTH0B03432p. Lineage: Eukaryota; Fungi; Ascomycota; Saccharomycetes; Saccharomycetales; Saccharomycetaceae. The record is from RefSeq and is a predicted model, not a curated record. Gene Ontology annotation, biological process: lipid metabolic process. The transcript has a single exon. Bases 1 to 1530 code for a protein of 509 amino acids.